Molecule: messenger RNA, 2502 nt
Organism: Macroventuria anomochaeta
Lineage: Eukaryota; Fungi; Ascomycota; Dothideomycetes; Pleosporales; Didymellaceae
Product: NCA2-domain-containing protein
Exons: 3
Coding region: 1-2502 (833 amino acids)
Cellular component (GO): mitochondrial outer membrane
Molecular function (GO): GTP binding; GTPase activity
Source: RefSeq, a predicted model, not a curated record
AUGUCUUUCGUGGUCGACCAGAUUCGGCGUAUCGACGGUGCCCUUGAUCGGCUGCAGCUCUCGUCCACACGUGCCGGCGAGAGCUUCUCGACCCUGAGUGCCGCAGAGGCCCACGACCCUGAGAAGACAGCACGCAUCGCGCACCUGCAGAACCUCAUCAAGAGCCUGUCGACCACGGCAAGCUCCAAAUCGUCGCUUGUACCUGGCGACAGGAUUCUGGAGACGCUUAAUCGCGCAGACUUUUCCAGUAGCUGCACAACGUGCGCUCAGUGGUUCGCACAGGACGACAGCAGCAGCAACGAUCCCUCAGGGAACGAUGCCAGCUACGAACACGAACUCGAGUGGCUGCUGCUCAGCAAGGCCACAACUCAAGCGUACGGCCAGGUCCUCAACACAAUUCUCGAACAAACAAUUCCCCUCGAAGACGACAUCUGGUACUGGGACGAUGUCCUCUCGACGUACCGCUUUGCCGGCCUUUACUCGAUACAGACGUCCCCGCUCAGGGUAUGGAAUUGGUCUAAGGAGAUCUACCAUGAUGUGAGGUCGAAGGGUGGAGAGAUGGCUGAUGGGUGGAGGCAGUUCUACGGGCUGGUCAAGCAGUCUGUGCAAGAGCGCAGUGUCGCCAACAUACAACGGCGUGUGAUCAGCCCACUGGCACUAGUGAGGAACGAGGGCAGGAGAAAGCGCGCGGCUCUCAAGAAGAUACGACUGGUCAACGCGAACGCGCUCGGUGUACUACUGGGCGAGGGUCUGAGCAACGAGAACAUCCACGAUGAAGGCUUGCAGUCGCCGCACCCCUUUGGCACACACGACAACAAGCACAAAUGGAAGGCCGUGGUCACCAAGAGUAUCGCACUGAUGGACGCCGUUAUCCAGACGGUCAAUAUGGCUGAACUUUCUGUCGAUAAGUUCGACGAGUCUGUUGCUGGGAUCACUCAGGACGACCAGUACUACGAACUUCACGAAGCCUCGGCCAACCAAGCUGCAACAGCACUGAAGCCAGCAGACGUCGCAGAUCGUCUGCACUAUCUUCUGCGACACGCCCUGCCCACCUACAAAUCAAGCUUCAAUGCUGUCGUUAAGGACAAUGGCCGACCAUCUCCUCUCGUCCGGUAUUGGCUCCCCGCUACCAUCUUCCUUCUUUCUGGUACGACCAUUCUGCGCAUCGCUGUGAAUCGUCAAGAAGAGAUCAAAACUUGGAUCCGUGAAUUCGGGCAGACUGUCAUUGACUUCUGGACCAACUGGGUGGUCGAACCUACCAAGAAGGUCAUCGGCACCAUCCGCCACGACGAAGACAGCGAGGUCUCUAUUAUGAGCAAGCGCAGCCUCGAAUCUGACCGUGCAAGCCUGGAGCGUAUGGUGGUUGACUUUGCUGUCAAGAACCCUGACGGCCCAGCUCUGAACGAGUCGCAGAUUGCGGACAUCAGGGCUAAGGUCAGAGAGGGCGAUCUCACCACCGUGCUCAAGUCGUAUGAGAAGGACAUUCAGAGCCCAGUCAAGGGGGCCAUUGUUGGUAAUCUUGCAAGCGCGCUGCUGAUCCAGGUUCAGAAGACCAAGGUCGAUGUUGAGCUUGCCAUGAGUGGCAUCGACAGCAUUCUCAAGAGCCAGGAGCUUCUCUUUGGCUUCAUCGGUCUGACACCUGGUGUGCUUGUCUCUAUUGGCGUAUACCGCUGGCUGAAGGGCGCCUUCAGCAGUCGCAAGGGUGUACAGCAAUGGGCGAAGCAGGGCCAGCUGCUGCUCAUUCUCAGGAACAUCGAUCGCAUCCUGACUGCCGCUAGGCCAACUGAGUUUGGAGAGAUGUCAUACCAAGACCACGGCCUGUUGCUCUGCGAGGUGCACCUUCUGCGACAGGCUGCGAGUGGGGUCCUGCCUAGGCGUAUUUUCCACGAGUUCUUGGUGGAGAUCGACGAGCUGGUGGAUGUGCGAAGUGGGCUGGAGAAGCAGCAAAAGGUAGUAGAGAGAAUACGCUGGGCUGAAGACUCCUUCACUCCCUCUUUCAUCACCACCAUCGGCAUCGACUUCAAGAUAAGGACCAUCGAGCUCGACGGCAAGCGCGUCAAGCUGCAGAUCUGGGAUACAGCCGGCCAGGAGCGCUUCAGGACUAUCACUACCGCAUACUACCGCGGUGCCAUGGGCAUUCUGCUGGUCUACGACGUUACGGAUGAGAGGAGUUUCAACAACAUCCGCACCUGGUUCUCCAACGUCGAGCAGCACGCGACCGAAGGCGUCAACAAGAUCCUCAUUGGCAACAAGUGCGAUUGGGAAGAGAAGCGCGCCGUCAGCACAGAGCGUGGCCAGGCCCUCGCGGACGAACUCGGCAUUCCCUUCCUCGAGGUCUCGGCAAAGAGCAACAUCAAUGUCGACCAGGCAUUCUACUCGCUUGCUUCCGAUAUCAAGAAGAGGCUUAUCGACAGCGCACGAUCAGACCAGGCGGCAGGCCCAUCGGUGAACGUUGGCGAUGCAGGGGCUGCUAAUGCUGGUAUGGGCGGAAAGUGCUGUUAA